UAUCAGAACGGAAAAUGUAUCAUCAGGACAGGAACUCACAUUUUAGAGUUCAAAUGAUGGCUUUGACAAGGCCAAAAAAAAUAAAAAAAGCAGAGCUGGAUACAAGUGUAGCCAGCCAAGCCAACAAACGAUGCCACAUGUUUUGAAGCUGGACACGACUUGUACAUUUUAUAUUCUAGCCCAUUCCCUGACGCGCUAGCCGAAUCGCGUUGCAUUGAACGUUCCAAAUGGGCCAUUUUGAAGGUAUUCCAGAUAGUCAAGCCCAACACAUCCAGCCCAAAUGUGGGCACAUAAAUAUUACAAGAUAAGUUUCAAUUACAAUUAUGGGCAUUGAAUCUUCUACUCAAGCAAACACAAGCUGCACGGGGUAGAGGGAGCUAUUCCUUUUCUGUUUUUGGAUAAACAUAAGAGCGUCUGCAUCUGCAAAGAAUUGAAUGUACAUUUCAACUGGCCUUUCAUUUAAUGACAACCAUCCAAUCUAUUCAUGUUUCCUCAACAUGCUUUCUCACCUCAACGGAAGAAACAAAGAUUCAUGGAAUUUAAAGCCUAACGCCUGCACCCACAUGCGUUAAAACUAACCUUUAUUUCUCGUGAAGCAGGCCCUAAACCCCCUCCUUCAGCUCCUCAAGCAACCACACUCUCUCCCUCUGCCAUAACAAGCAAUCCUCGUGAUGAAGAGCUCUUAUAUUUCACGAGUUUCAUCUUCUCUCUCAGAUCUCCCUAACCCAGUUUUGAAUUCUCUUCAGCACCUUCAAAUACCCCAACUAUCCUUUCACCAAACCAUGCAUCCAGCUUCUAGCUUUGUUUUGCACGUAUCGCUUUAUCCAUGGCACCCAAGAUUUCGCUUUUUGUUUCUGUUUUUUUCUUCUACUUCGUUUCCCUUCACGCAGACACUCUUCAAACCUACAUAGUUCAGCUCCACCCACAUGGAUUAGCCACCUCUUUGUUCACUUCUAAGCUUCAUUGGCACCUUUCAUUCAUUGAACAAACCAUUUCCUCUGACGAAGAUCCCUCUUCUCGCCUUCUAUACUCUUACCAUUCUGCCAUGGAAGGUUUUGCUGCUGAACUCUCUCAAUCAGAGUUGGAGUAUUUGCAAACGUUUCCUGGGGUAAUUGCAAUUAGGCCUGACAGGAGCUUCCAACUUCAGACAACUUACUCUUACAAAUUCUUAGGACAAAACCAGCCCACAAGUGGAGGAGCUUGGUAUAGCUCACAUUUCGGUUAUGGAGCCAUAAUUGGAGUCCUUGACACUGGGGUUUGGCCUGAAAGUCCAAGCUUUGAUGAUCAGGGAAUGCCCCCGGUUCCCAAGAAAUGGAGAGGGAUUUGCCAAGAAGGCGAAAACUUUAAUGCUUCGAAUUGCAACAAGAAACUUAUUGGUGCGCGGUUCUUUGCUAGGGGCCACCGUGUGGCUUCAAAGUCAUCCUCACGAAAUUUUAUUCAGCAAUAUGUGUCACCACGGGAUUCGCAGGGGCAUGGGACUCACACAGCAUCAACAGCUGCUGGAGCUUCAGUUCCAAUGGCAAGUGUGUUUGGAAAUGGAGCAGGCGUGGCACGAGGAAUGGCCCCCGGUGCUCACGUUGCUGUAUAUAAAGUUUGUUGGUUCAGUGGCUGUUAUAGCUCUGAUAUCUUAGCGGCAAUGGAUGUUGCAAUUAUAGAUGGAGUUGAUGUUCUCUCUCUAUCCCUUGGUGGCUUUCCAUUGCCACUUUUUGAUGAUAGCAUCGCCAUUGGUAGUUUUCGAGCAAUGGAGCAAGGAAUUUCUGUUGUAUGUGCAGCAGGAAACAAUGGACCACUCCAGAACUCAGUUGCUAAUGAAGCUCCUUGGAUAGCUACAGUUGGUGCCAGCACACUUGACAGAAGCUUUCCAGCUACUGUUCGGAUGGGUGAUGGAGGACUCCUUUAUGGAGAAUCCAUGUACCCCGGAAACCAAUUAUCCAAUCUACAGAAAGAACUUGAACUAGUUUAUGUGACAAGUGGUGAUGAUAGAGAAAGUGAAUUUUGCUUGAGAGGGUCUCUCCCAAAGGAAAAAGUUCGUGGCAAGUUGGUGGUUUGUGAUCGAGGUAUCAAUGGAAGGGCAGAAAAAGGUGAAGUUGUGAAAGAAGCUGGUGGCGCUGCAAUGAUUUUAGCAAAUACAGUGAUAAACCUGGAAGAGGAUUCUGUUGAUGUCCAUGUCUUGCCAGCCACAGCGAUUGGUUUUGCAGAGGCAGUUCGUUUAAAGGCUUACAUAAAUAACACAAAGAGGGCUAAAGCUCAAAUCAUAUUUGGAGGAACUGUUACUGGGAGAUCAGAGGCACCAGCUGUAGCACAGUUUUCAGCCAGAGGACCCAGUUUAUAUUGUCCUACCAUCCUGAAACCUGAUGUAAUUGCUCCUGGGGUCAAUAUAAUUGCUGCCUGGCCUCAAAACUUAGGUCCAAGCAGCCUUCCGGAAGAUUCAAGGAGGGUGAAUUUCACCGUCAUGUCCGGGACUUCUAUGGCUUGUCCCCAUGUCAGUGGCAUCGCUGCACUAAUCCACUCGGCACAUCCCAAAUGGACCCCUGCAGCGAUUAAGUCUGCACUGAUGACAACUGCUGAUACAAAUGACCAUUUUGGAAAACCAAUCAUGGAUAGGAAUAAACCUGCUGGAGUUUUCGCUAUUGGAGCAGGUCAUAUAAACCCAGAAAGAGCCAUUAAUCCUGGACUGAUAUAUGAUAUUACACCAGAUGAAUAUAUCACUCAUCUAUGCACUCUCGGAUACACAAAAUCAGAAAUUUUAGCAAUCACACACAGGAAUUUGAGCUGCCAAGAAAUUUUGCGGAUGAACAGGGGUUUCAGCCUCAAUUAUCCCUCCAUUUCUGUAAUCUUUAAGAAUGGAAAGACAAUCAAAAUGACCAGAAGGCGACUGACAAACGUGGGGAGUCCUAAUUCCAUCUACACACUGGAAGUAAUGGCUCCAAAGGGAGUCCAAGUGAGAGUUAAACCUCAAAGGCUAAUAUUCAAGAAAAUAAACCAGAGUUUAAAUUAUAAAAUCUGGUUUAUAUCAAUGAAUAGAAGUCCAGGAAAAGAUCAGAUGAGCUUUGCACACGGGCACUUGACAUGGGUUCAUUCUGGCAACAACAGCUUUUACAGGGUUCGAAGUCCUAUUUCGGUGACCUGGAAGUAACAGAAGCAGUGGUUAUUUCUAAAAGAUAGUUUGCUUUUGCUUUCAUAUUGUUAUUCACUCCCAUGAUAUAUGUUCAUGGAGAUCAGAGGCCAAAAUAUAUGGCAAAAACUUAAGCCUUUUGUCAUUCA
Messenger RNA from Mangifera indica (mango), 3264 nucleotides. RefSeq names its product subtilisin-like protease SBT1.2. Bases 827 to 3136 code for a protein of 769 amino acids. Gene Ontology annotation, biological process: proteolysis. The transcript has a single exon. Gene Ontology annotation, molecular function: serine-type endopeptidase activity. The record is from RefSeq and is a predicted model, not a curated record. NCBI's taxonomy places the organism in Eukaryota, Viridiplantae, Streptophyta, Magnoliopsida, Sapindales, Anacardiaceae.